This is a messenger RNA of Telopea speciosissima, 975 nucleotides long. RefSeq names its product putative nuclease HARBI1. The coding region runs from base 1 to 975 and encodes 324 amino acids. The transcript has a single exon. NCBI's taxonomy places the organism in Eukaryota, Viridiplantae, Streptophyta, Magnoliopsida, Proteales, Proteaceae. The record is from RefSeq and is a predicted model, not a curated record.
AUGUUUUUAUUUACAAUUGCCCACAAUGUUAAGAAUCGAGUUAUGAAGCUGCAUUUUGGACACUCUGGUGAGACAGUAAGUCGGUAUUUAAACAAAGUAUUACAUGCAAUUCUUAAACUAUACCCAGUGUUACUGACCCCUCCAAGUACCACAACCCAUGAAAAAAUAUUGAAUAAUCCAAGAAGCUACUACCCCUACUUCAAGGAUUGCAUUGGAGCCAUAGAUGGGUCACAAGUACCAGCUUGGGUUCCAGUUGUUGAUCAUUGCAAGUUUCAUGAUAGGAAAGGACUUAUAUCUCAAAAUAUUUUAGCUGCAUGCAAUCAUGGUAGAAGAUUUAUAUACAUACUAUCUGGUUGGGAAGGAUCUGCAUCAGAUUCUAGAAUAUUAGAGGAUGCCAGUCAUAGACAGGGUGACAGCAAGUUAGUGGUACCUACAGGUAAAUUUUAUCUAGUUGAUGCUGGGUUUGCCAACAGAACUGGAUUCUUGAGACCGUACCGUAAUGUUAGGUACCAUUUAAAGGAGUGGAAGAAUUCAAACUUGUCACCAACAAAUAAACAGGAAUUGUUUAAUCUGCGUCAUUCUAAGCUACGAAGCGUUAUUGAACGGGCAUUCUCUAAUUUGAAGUUAAGGUUCAAGAUAUUGAAGGCUCAACUGGAAUACCCAUUUAGGACUCAAGUAAAAAUUGUUCAAGCAUGUGUUCUACUUCAUAACCAUAUCCUUACACAGCACAGUAUUGAAGAAGAAGAUGAGUGGUUAGAUGCAGAUGAGAGAGCUGCAGGGCCUAGUUCUAGUGUUCAACCAAACCAACAAAUUGAUGAUGAUGAUGAUGAUGAUGAUGAUGAAGUUGAGGAUGAUUACAGUGGUGAAGUCCUUAAUGUUGAUCAACUCAGAGAAGAAAUAGCUGACAACAUGUGGGCUGACUGGAUGACAGGCGAUAUGGAUGAUGAAGAAACUUCUACUUCUGCUGAUGGUUAA